UACAACAAAAGGAACAUCUGCAGCAUAACACUACAGGUUACUCGAAGGCAACAAUUGUGUACUGAGCAGUCCCAUGCCUCCUGGUUCUGUCUCCGUCCACUUCGGAGCAACUCAUGUACAAUGCACUCUUGUUUUCCCCCUUAGCCUGAUCUAAAUGCUUUAAAAAGAUGUCAGCUGUUUUGUAAGCGCUUCAAGUGUAACACAAAGGACUUUCAUCGGUUGAAACAUUCACACCCACAAACGAGCGCAUAUGUGGGAUGUGUGGUAAAAUUACUACAGCUUGGAAUAACGCGCAACGAGUGGAGUGAUUGUAAUCUCCUAGCAGCCUAGCAGCCCUCAUAGCAAUUCUCUUUGUUUACAAUCCAACCGGAAAUGACCUCAGACUCGGUUUAUGUGAGGCAGGUGCAGGAACACAGCUGCUGCCCCGUAACCAGACAAAAGAACAGCGGUACUCCCCGUUUCAUCUCCCCAGCCACACCAAGAGACGUGUGGCAUAGCUAUGCUUUGUAUACUGAAGUUUAAAGGUUGGCUCGUGCUAGAGAAAUUACUAUAGUGUCGUCCGUUGUACGAGAAUGGAUCGGGAUGUUGAACUGCAAUCAUCUCCAAUGUCAGUUGGUGACCCUGACCUGCACAAUGAUGACAGAUUCCUGUUUAAAUCGUCUGACCAUGGGAAGUCAGUUCUCGAAGGUCUUCAGCAGUUGCGUCAGAUGCGGCAACUGUUUGAUGUCACACUGGUCGCGGACAGCCAAGAGUUCCCAGCACACAGAGUCGUGUUGGCCUCAUGCAGUGACUACUUUAGGGCAAUGUUUACUGAUGGUCUUCGUGAGAGCACAGAGUCUCGGAUAAGUUUAAAUGGAUUGUCAGCUACCAGUACAGCUCAUCUGAUUGAUUUUGCUUAUAACUCUUCAAUAAAUAUUGAUUCAGACAAUGUUUAUGAUGUUUUGUCGGGAGCUACACACGUACAGAUCUUGCCCGUUAUCAGCGCUUGUGAGAACUACUUGAGGGAACAUCUGACGCUGGACAACUGUGUUCAUACUGCUCAAGUUGCAGAGCUGUUCUCUUUGCACCUUUUGGAGCAGCACGUUUUCAAUUUCAUAUGUAGGAACUGGGACAAUUUUUGUACAAAUGAAGACUUUUGCAGCCUGACGCCCCAGUUCCUAGUGAGCCUGUUGUCGUCUGGUUAUCCUGUGAACUGUAGCGAAAGUGAUGUUCUAAGAUCGGUGCUUGGAUGGUUUUCAUGUGACUCUAAAGAAAGGGCACAUCACAUGUCGAGUGUUCUCAAGUGCAUAAUGUUUCAGAAUCUCAGUGACCCAGAAUUUGAUGAUGUUGUGAAUUCCAAUCAAUGGUUUGAGCUGGUGGACAAAUGUCCAAAUGUGGUAUCCAGCAUGCCAACACUAGCAAAACUGGCCAAAUGGAAUGAGGAUUUUCAAUCAAAAGAUAGAAAAGACAAAAUCAUCAGUCUGACUGACUUUUCACCUCAGCGGAAUUCACCCAUAUCCAUAACGCGCAUAGAAGUGAGGCGCUCUUUAAGAAAAGCAGAGAAAAAAAAUCGGGUACCAGGUUUAGUGAACACAAGAGGCUUUCAUAGAACAAUUGUCAUUGCUGGAGGCUUUUGUCAAGACCUUGGCAUGACAAACAAUGUGCUUUAUAUAGACAGCCACACCAAAAAACUGAAACACUUAACCAAAAUACCCCACAUAGAUCAGAUCAACUUUGGUGUGGCUGUCUUUUGCAACCAGCUUUACGUUGUUGGGGGAUGUUUCAAUGACAAUAUGCAGGAGAUUUCAAUUCCAUUUGGUUUUCGUUACAAUCCACUUCUGGAUGAGUGGCGGAGCAUUGCUCCGAUGAAUCAAGAGCGGUGUAGAUUCCUUCUGUGUUCUGCUGAGGACAAAAUAUAUGCUAUCGGUGGAGAUCCUUUUGCAUCGACAGUAACCAGGGAUGAUGUUGCUCUCUGUGAGACUUAUAAUCCGCGAACCAAUGAGUGGAUACUUAUCAGCUCAUUGCCCGGUAACCGGUCUCAGCUUGCUGGCACCAGCUAUGGAAAUUCUGUUUUUGUCUCUGGGGGUAUCCAAGAAAGUGAAGAGCAGGUUCUUCAAGAUUUCUAUCGCUACGACCCAAUCUUAGACACUUGGGAGAAGAAGGCGGACAUGCUGGUGCCAAGGGCGGAUCACUCAAUGUUCUUGUGGGAGGGGCAGGUUCAUGUCAUGGGGGGGUGGUACCUGGAUGCCGGGACGAACAGAAGAGUUAUGGCGACAACCAUUGACUGUUACGACUCUGAUUCCGAUUCGUGGGGGGUGGUAGGGACUCUAAACCAUGUCCGAACUUACGCUACCUACACCUUGGAUGGUGAUUGUGUGCGUGCGAUUGGUGGCUGGUACAGAGGAAACUAUGCUGCAAAGUGCCGGACAGUGGAUACGUUUAACCUCCGUGACAGAACGUGGAGCCAAGGGCAGGAGCAACAUGUUGCCUUGUGGGAGCACGGCUCUUGUGCCUUGCAUCUGCCAAAGUUUGUCCCUUCACUCAGCUGAUAAAGGUUUUACUCAGCUAUCUGUUUUUGUACCUUUCCUUUUUACCUGUUCACAACAGUUACUUUUACAUUCACACUUUCCCCAUUAUCAACAGCAAGUAUAAUUUCAGACUCUCACACUGAAAACAUUUUCAUAAGGGCUUGACCACUAAAAUUAGGUAGUUUGGGUAUGUCAAAUGAGGGAAGGCUCAUUGAUAAGCACACAGUGUUAGUGUGCCAAAAUGUACCAAACCAGCUGGUAAGAUUUAGUCACUUUUAAUCUGGCAGCUGAGGCUUAAAAUGCACUUGACAGAGACUCAAAAUCUACAAAAAAGUGCCCUUCAAUAGGAUUCCCAGCAGUUUUGUCCUGCUCAAGUUGUUAAAUCAUUUGUAAGUUCAUAUCAUUUAGCCUAGUUGCUAUGGCAGCUUUUCAUUCUUAAAUUGGCUGAUUUAUCGCUCUGAUCUAUUUUUUUAGACUUUGUUUCUGAUAUAUGUAUCCCACUUCUUUUUUUCACUUUUUAUAAAAAGAUAUUAUUAGAUACCGGUAGGUAAUUUUUUUGGUAAAUAAAAAGAUUUUACUAGAUAGGUUAUUUUCAGUGUAUAUCAGGGAGUGGAGGGUGGGUAUAGCUUUUAUGAGGAAGUCGCCCCAGGUGUUAUUUAUGUGGAAUAUACGUAGUUAGGUGUUGAAGUGGAGAAUACAUUUAUACAGCUGCAUAGUGACUUGUCAAGGAUGGUGUUGUCAUCUUCACCGCACAAAAGCCAAGGUUUUGAUAGAGAGGCCAUAUAUAUAUAUAUAUAUAUAUAUAUAUAUACACAUGUUACCCUUGCUGUAUGACUCUCCUCUCAGCUCACUGUGCUGAUCCCCAAAGGCAUGCAAGACCUAAUGUCUGGAACACACCUAGGUGAAGAAGCUGCCAAAAUAAUAGAUUCUUCUCUUUCCAUCUGCUGAUCUGACUUUAGUGCUGAAUCAGUAGUCACGGGUGUCAUGUCCCCAGUCAUGGUACAAGAGUGAUUCAGUGCAGCAUUUCAUUCACCACUACCACUCUCAGACAAGAUAUGCAACUUUUUGAAGGCUCCAUCCACCCGAAGCAGACGACACGAGUUUGCAGCCCAGCAAUUGGCUUUGAUUGAUUCAGGUUGUACCAAUUGCAGUUCUUAGGUAGCUGAGGCUUUUCUGCCAACCAUAAUUGCUGCUCAGCACUCAAGUGACACAGUUGAUCCACAAUCUGAAAUUCUGAGUCUGCUUGUAGAAAAGCUGUCUUGUUACUCAUUAUUGUUGCAUCUGUUUAUUUAUUUUCUUGGAGUUCAGGAAGUUGACUACUUUUGAUGCAUUUACAUACAUAAUAUUUUAAGACUAAUGUUUACUCAUUUCAUUGACUGAAUGAAUUGUGCCAUUGUUUGUGCAGUCCGACUAACAAGUUUGUAUUUUGCUGUUAAAGUUGUGCAUGUUCCUAAGUUGAAAAAUUUGAACUGUUUUGACUUGUAUUCCACUAAAUGAGCUUGUUUUCUAUACAUGUUCAGCCAGUUGUAUGGUAUUGGUUCUUUACCUAUUUGGUUGAUCCUGUUGGUAAUUGAAGUUAAAGUGGAGGUCCACCCUGAUAAAUUGAUAGCUGCGUUCAUUUGAUAGGGGCAUAUUCUUUUAUUAUAUGUUACCAGACGACACAGGACAGAUUCUUUCCCUCACCAUCAUAAAUGUGCAUCAUCACUGUGCUCCUGUCUCAGUUUAUCAGAUAAAUUAUUGUGGAUUUUAUUGUACUUGGUGCUCAGUACUUUAGUACUUUGAAUGUAUAUUGAUAUUUCAUAUUCUUGUGAGAUUAUGAAUGAUAUAUAGGUGAUAGACGGGUUGAGCUUAAGACUUGGACUUCAGUGAAUGUCCACUGGGUGAUUUACUUUUAGAUAUAUACAGGGUGGUCCAAAAAAAGCAACUUUACAACUUUUUUUCUGAAUAUCUGGCACAAAAAUUGUUCUAGAAUGUGGUAAUUUUGGACAGACAUUAUUCAUUUAAAAGGAAUUUGUUUGACUUAUAAUCCACGGAAAAGACUCAUAUUUUGAAAACAAAAAUAUAGCUUAAAGAAAAAAGCACCCAUAACACAAAGUGCACCAAUUUUUUAUAGUAACUUGUACUUGUAAAAAGUCUUUUAACGAUUGGUUGGCUUUUUUCUCUAUUUUCUCUUUGACAUUUAAUAUUCCAUCCCUGUAACAUUUAAACAAUAUUUCAUUUUUUUACAGAGUUAAAAAACUAGCAUGUUUAUUCUGGAAUUCCUAGAAGUAGUAGAAGCAAUGCUCAACAUGCCCUCCUUUGGACUCAACACAUUUUUAACGCUUCGUUCGAAGUGUUCGAAGGCGGCCAAACACAAGGACCCACUAAACUAUCAUGGGUGUUCGAAGCCAUAAACACUGUAAAUAUUCAGUAUGGAGUUGCCUCUAGAGACAAUAGGGGGUGGGGUACCCUAUAGACAGCAUUUUUGGAGUUAACAUCCUGAAAGGUGAAAAUGGGCUUUGUGCUGUACCAAAUGUCAUUUAGUAAAUGUUCACGCUUUUCAAGACAAUUGAGAAACCACAAGCACAUUGCCAUGCUCUGAUCCAUGUAACCUUAGCCUUGCGAACGGGAAAAUGGUAUGGUCGUAGGUUAAGAUGUGCCUCGAGAAUGUAGACUGUACAGGUGUAGGAAAGUUCCUAGCUGCAGACAUUGUCUUCGGACAGGUGUUUCUUGGGAUGACUACUGAAAUCUUCAUCCUGAUGACUUUUUAAGGGCUGUGAAUGGUGGGUGUUUGACCUGAAGUGAUCAUUUUGUUUGGGAAUUUUUUGUUCUUAUUCGCUAUAGACACAAAGGGAUGGAACUUCUCUAUCCAAUACACCAAAGAAGGUCUUGAGGGCGCUUUAGAAUUCUUUCCAUACCAUAUGCGGAGCGUACAAAAUGUCUGGGAAAUGAGUUGGUGGAGAGCUAAUGUUGAAUAUGUGACUAGGAUCUCAGCAGGCAACGGAAAUUUGAAAAAAAAAAAAA
Aplysia californica (California sea hare) is the source of this 5510-nucleotide messenger RNA. Its product is annotated as kelch-like protein 9. The record is from RefSeq and is a predicted model, not a curated record. The transcript is spliced from 4 exons. Bases 573 to 2528 code for a protein of 651 amino acids. Gene Ontology annotation, molecular function: protein binding. NCBI's taxonomy places the organism in Eukaryota, Metazoa, Mollusca, Gastropoda, Aplysiida, Aplysiidae.